AUGGCGUACCUCAUGGCAAACUACCCCGAUAUGGACAUGGGAACGUCCAUGGUCCUCUCCACUGUGAGCGCCGGCAUCACAACCUCCAUUCUGCUCGAGACGACGCUGCUCCACCUAGGCAAGGACAGGUUGCCCUGGGGCGCAGCCGCCAAGACGGCAAUGGGCAUGAGCCUCGUCUCAAUGAUCGCAAUGGAGUUUACCGAAAACCUCGUCACCCUCGGAUUGUCGGAUUCAACCACUACCAUCACGAGCCCCAACUUCUGGGCAAUCACCGGCCUCAGCAUGGCUGCUGGCUUUGUCGCGCCCCUACCGUACAACUACAUCCGUCUCAAGCUCUGGGGCAAAUCUUGCCACUAA
Molecule: messenger RNA, 357 nt
Organism: Cutaneotrichosporon cavernicola
Lineage: Eukaryota; Fungi; Basidiomycota; Tremellomycetes; Trichosporonales; Trichosporonaceae
Exons: 2
Coding region: 1-357 (118 amino acids)
Source: RefSeq, a predicted model, not a curated record